Molecule: messenger RNA, 3447 nt
Organism: Canis lupus familiaris (dog)
Lineage: Eukaryota; Metazoa; Chordata; Mammalia; Carnivora; Canidae
Gene: B4GALNT4
Product: beta-1,4-N-acetyl-galactosaminyltransferase 4
Exons: 20
Coding region: 52-3144 (1030 amino acids)
Cellular component (GO): Golgi cisterna membrane
Molecular function (GO): acetylgalactosaminyltransferase activity
Source: RefSeq, a predicted model, not a curated record
GGGCCGCAGCGGCGCCGCUGAGCACGCCCGAGGCGGGGCGGGGACGGCGCGAUGCCGUGGUUCCCGGUGAAGAAGGUCCGCAAGCAGAUCAAGCUGCUGCUGCUGCUGCUGCUGCUCACCUGCGCCGCGUGGCUCACGUACGUGCACCUGAGCCUGGUGCGCCAGGGCCGCGCGCUGCGCCAGCGGCUGGGCUACGGGCGAGACGGUGAGAAGCUGAGCGGAGUGACCGAGGGCAGGGGCGUCCGCGCUGCGCUGUCCACGCACAGGGCGGAGGACUCCAGCGAAAGCCGAGAGGAGGAGCAGGUGCCUGAAGGCCGGGACCCAAACCUGCCGUUCCCUGCGGGGGCCAGAAAGCCGCCCCCCGUGAACCUCACUGGUCAGGUGCCCCCGUGGUGGGAAGAGUACAAGGGGCAGGCGAACCUGCACGUCUUUGAGGACUGGUGUGGAGGCGCCGUGGGCCAUCUGAGGAGGAACCUGCACUUCCCGCUCUUCCCCCACACCCGCACCACCGUCAAGAAGUUGGCCGUGUCCCCCAAGUGGAAGAACUACGGACUACGGAUUUUCGGCUUCAUCCACCCGGCGAGAGAUGGAGACGUCCAGUUCUCUGUGGCUUCAGAUGACAACUCUGAGUUCUGGCUGAGCCCAGACGAGAGCCCGGCGGGCGCCCAGCUGGUGGCCUACGUGGGCAAGACUGGCUCAGAGUGGACGGCACCUGGAGAAUUCACCAAGUUCAGCUCCCAGGUGUCCAAACCCAAGCGGCUCAUGGCCUCCCGGAGGUACUACUUCGAGCUGCUGCACAAACAGGACGACCGAGGCUCGGACCAUGUGGAAGUGGGCUGGCGAGCCUUCUUGCCAGGCCUGAAGUUUGAGGUCAUCGGCUCUGCUCACAUCUCCCUGUACACAGAUGAAUCAUCCCUGAAGAUGGACCAUGUGGCACACGUGCCCCAGUCUCCAGCUAGCCACGUGGGGGGGCACCUGCCGCAGGAGGAGCCCAGAGCUGACAUGCUGCGCCCAGACCCCCGAGACACCUUCUUCCUCACACCCCGGGUGGAGCCUUCCAGCCUGGAGAAUGUGCUGGAGCCCUGCGCCUACGCCCCCACCUAUGUGGUCAAGGACUUUCCCAUUGCGAGAUACCAGGGCCUGCAGUUUGUGUACCUGUCCUUCGUCUACCCCAACGACCACACGCGCCUCACUCACAUGGAGACUGAAAACAAAUGCUUCUACCGGGAGUCGCCGCUGUACCUGGAGAGGUUCGGGUUCUAUAAGUACAUGAAGAUGGACAAGGAGGAGGGCGAGGAGGACGAGGAGGACGACGUGCAGCGCCGGGCCUUCCUCUUUCUCAACCCCGAUGACCUCCUGGACGACGAGGACGAGGGGGAGCUGCUGGAUAGUCUGGAGCCCACGGAGGCGUCCCCCCCGCGCGGCGGCCGCCUCCCCUCGACCACGGCCCCCACCCCGCCGAGCCCCAGGCGCUCCCGGGCGCUGAGCUGGGCCGCGCGCCCCCCGCCCCUCCUGCUGGGCCGCGCCCCGCGCCCCCGAGCCGCGCCCGCGCCGCCCAAGGUGUACGUGACCCGCGUGCGCCCCGGGCCGCGCGCGCCCCCUCGGGCCCUGGCGCCCCUGGGCCCGCGCAGCCCCCCGCGGCCGCCCUUCCCCGGCGUCUUCCUCCGCCCCCGGCCGCUCCCCCGCAUGCAGCUGCGGGCGCCCCCCCGGCUGCCCCGGCCUCCAGGCCACAGGACCGGCCGCCCCCAGGCCGUGCAGCCGCGGACCCCUGCCCGGGCUCAGGCCACGCAGGGCAGCCGGGAGGCCCAGGCGCGCGUGCCCGCCCUCGCCGCGGCCACCGCGGGCUUGAACUCGUCGUCGGAAGCACAGCCCGUGACUUCCUUCCUGAGCUUGUCCCAGGUGUCCGGGCCGCAGCCGCCUGGGGAGGACGAGCAGGAGGAGGAGGAGGAGGCGGACGAGGACAGGGCCCCGGGCGCGGAGGACAGUGACGAGGCGGCGGGGCCCCCGCGGGGCCGCUGGCGCGAGGACGCCAUUGACUGGCAGCGCACGUUCAGCGUGGGCGCCGUGGACUUCGAGCUGCUGCGCUCCGACUGGAACGACCUGCGCUGCAACGUGUCGGGGAACCUGCAGCUGCCCGAGGCCGAGGCCGUGGACGUGGUGGCUCAGUACAUGGAGCGGCUGAACGCGCGCCACGGCGGGCGCUUCGCGCUCCUGCGCAUCGUGAACGUGGAGAAGCGCCGAGACUCGGCCCGCGGCAGCCGCUUCCUGCUGGAGCUGGAGCUGCAGGAGCGCGGGGGCGGCCGCUGGCGCCUGUCGGAGUACGUGUUCCUGCGGCUGCCCAGGGCGCACGCUGGGGACGGGGACGCAGACGCCGAGUCCGACGCGGAGCCCGACGCGCCGAGCCCUGAGCCUGCCCCCGUCGCCUCCACGCGCCCCGAUGGCCGCCCCGAGCUCUGCCGGCCGCUGCACCUGGCCUGGCGCCAGGAUGUGACGGUGCACUUCAUCGUGCCAGUGAAGAACCAGGCGCGCUGGGUGGCACAGUUCCUGGCGGACAUGGCCACGCUGCACGCCCGCACCGGGGACUCGCACUUCAGCGUCAUCCUGGUGGACUUCGAGAGCGAGGACAUGGAUGUGGAGCGGGCCCUGCGCGCUGCCCACCUGCCCCGGUACCAGUACCUAAGGCGAACCGGAAACUUCGAGCGCUCCGCGGGCUUGCAAGCUGGCGUGGACGCCGUGGAGGACGCCAGCAGCAUCGUCUUUCUGUGCGACCUGCACAUCCACUUCCCGCCCAACAUCCUGGACAGCAUCCGCAAGCACUGUGUGGAGGGCAAGCUGGCCUUCGCGCCCGUGGUCAUGCGCCUGGGCUGUGGAAGCUCGCCGGGGGACCCGCACGGUUACUGGGAGGUGAAUGGCUUCGGCCUCUUCGGGAUCUACAAGUCAGACUUUGACCGGGUCGGAGGCAUGAACACCGAGGAGUUCCGCGACCAGUGGGGGGGCGAGGACUGGGAGCUCCUGGACAGGGUCCUGCAGGCAGGGCUGGAGGUGGAACGGCUCCGACUGAGGAAUUUCUACCACCACUACCACUCCAAGCGGGGCAUGUGGGGCACGCGCAGCCGGAAGGGCUCCCGCGGGGGGAGCCCGUGACCAGGCCGCCCGCCCGGCUGCGCCCUGAGGUGGCGGCUGGGGGCCAGGCCCCGGGCCUGGUCCCGGGUGACACGGGGCGCCUCGCAGGGCACCGCCACCACCGUGCCUGGCCCUCGCGGCCACCCCGCGCCCCUCGCCGCAAGGCAGCCUUCACAGCUGCGUGGGGCGCACCGGUCUCCACACCCUGUGCGAUGAUUUCUGUGAAAUUUUGCCGUAGCGACGACAUUGUUUUCAGGAUUUCCAAGAGUUAUGUCUGUUCCGUUUUUUAUUCAGAAUGAAAUGAAAUAUUUUUUUUAGUUCUGA